Pararge aegeria (speckled wood butterfly) is the source of this 2782-nucleotide messenger RNA. It is a transcript of the gene sea, whose product is annotated as putative tricarboxylate transport protein, mitochondrial. The coding region runs from base 94 to 1047 and encodes 317 amino acids. Lineage: Eukaryota; Metazoa; Arthropoda; Insecta; Lepidoptera; Nymphalidae. The transcript is spliced from 5 exons. Gene Ontology annotation, biological process: mitochondrial citrate transmembrane transport. The record is from RefSeq and is a predicted model, not a curated record.
AUUCAUUCCCAUUCAGUCGAUGGUAAUUAUUCAGAUAGGCUGCUUGUCGCGUGCCGUAGUCGUUGAUUAUACGACAAGUGCGUAAAAUUUACCAUGUCUUCAAGAUCAGGCAACUUUAAAAACCCCUUUUCUAGACCAUGGAUGACGGAAACUGGGGCAGCGGCCGCGGCAGGUGGCCCAGGAUCAAUAGGUUUGAAAGGAGUGGUUGCCGGCGGUAUUACUGGUGGCAUUGAAAUUUGUAUUACAUUCCCAACCGAAUACGUGAAAACACAACUUCAAUUGGAUGAAAAAGGUGGCACAAAAAAGUAUUCGGGAAUCUGGGACUGCGUAAGAACUACCGUCAAAGGACAUGGUGUUUUGGGCUUAUACAGAGGGCUAAGCGUAUUGCUUUACGGGUCGAUACCAAAAUCCGCUGUUAGAUUUGGUGUAUUCGAACAAGCAAAGCUAUACAUGAUAACAGACAAUGGUACACUAACGAACACUGGUAAACUGGCAUGCGGUUUGGCAGCGGGAGUGGCUGAAGCGGUGUUCGCCGUGACGCCAAUGGAAACCGUGAAGGUCAAGUUUAUCAACGACAUGCGUAUGGAGAAACCUCGGUUUAAAGGGUUUUUCCAUGGAGUAAGAACGAUCGUUAGAGAAGAAGGCAUCGGGGGAGUGUACAAGGGCGUAACUGCAACUAUCAUGAAGCAAGGCAGCAACCAAGCAAUAAGGUUCUUUGUGGUAGAAUCACUUCGGGAUUGGUACAAAGGUGGCGACAGGGACAAGCCGGUGCCGAAGUACAUCGUCGGAUUGUUUGGUGGUGUUGCCGGUGCGGCCUCAGUCUUCGGCAACACACCAAUAGACGUAGUCAAAACCCGUAUGCAAGGUUUAGAAGCUGCCAAAUACAAAAGCACUUGGGACUGCUUUAUUAAGACCUGGAAACACGAAGGUCCUCUCGCUUUCUACAAAGGUACCGUACCACGGCUCAGCAGAGUAGUAUUCGAUGUUGCUAUAACGUUCACUAUUUACGAUAGUAUUAUGGACGUAUUUAACUACGUUUGGAAGUAAAUUAGUGUUGCCGUGCCGCCUUUGUAAAAAAAAAAAACUACCAUAGUGGUAUAAAAAAUGGAAAUAUAUUAUACCAGUUUUAUAGUAAGAGUCGAUCACUUUUUUACUGCCAUACUUAUUGACAACUGUAUAAUUGUAAACGCUUAUGUUUUUUACUAGGAAUACUAUUCCGAUUAUAUACAAGUACCAUGAAGUUUUUCAGUGUUGCCAUAGUUUUGUUAGGAAUACUACCAGAUAGAUGUAAAAACUAGCGGUUUUAUAUAUUUGUACUAUUUUUUAUAGCAGGCAAUUGCAUACCACUCAUUGUCUACCACUACCUAAUGCUAUCUAUCACUUGUAAAAAAAAUAACACAUCAAUUGUAACAAUACUUUUAAGUGGUCAACGGAAACUAUUAGCUAUAUAAGUAAGCAAAUUAAGCUUAAUAUCCUAAAGUUUUAUCAAACUUUAAAGAUAAUAUUUCGAUUAAUUAAUAAUCGAAGGUCUAACCUAUAGUAGAGUGAUAUAAGUUCUUAAUCUUUAUGACAUUUUGUUUUGUCAUAUUUCUGUAUGGAGGAGGUCCUAGGAAGGUUCUUGUUAGGCUUACUUGUAGUCGAGUUUCUACGUGAUGCCCUUGUAAGUAUUGCUAUCAUAUGAAUUUCUACUAUAAUGGGAGAAUUUAAAAAAAGGUAUUUGUUAAUAAGAUGUUGGGCACCAAUGGGUGAAUUCAAGUUAAAAUAGUUUUUAGAAAAUGUUAUGUACAAAUACAUGGGUGAUAGUUAAAAAUUCACAUCAUAGAUAUAUUUUUAUAGCACUUACAUAGUAUGUAUGCUUAUCUUUUUUUGUUAUUAUACUUAAAAGUUUUACAUUUCUUAUUUUAAGUAUAUUUAUUGAGUUUUUGAAUGGUUUACUUUUUUAUAGCAGGGUCUGUGAUUUUUUCUACAAUUUUUAUUCCAUUUCAGAUAGCAUUUAAUGUGUCGUUUACGUUUUGUUUUGAUUCCGGAAAUUCCAUAUUUUAUUUUUAUAUAUGCUAACUAUAAACACGGUAAAUGUUGACAUGCAUGAUAUAAAUCUAUCUUUAUAAAAACAUAUUUUUUUAUUAUUUUUGUAACAUUCUUUGUGUUAUUUUAUUUAAGUGAUAAUUUAUUUACAAGUGAAGAAUCUACAAAAAAUUUUUGCGCUUUUUUAUUAAGUCAGUAUCUCUUUUGUAAAUCAUUUCACUAAAGUAUAUUUAUUAAAAAUUCAUAUUUAUUCUUUUGUUGUAAGUUAUAAACAGCAGCCUCGAAGUAAUUAAGUCUUUUUGUUGUUUUAAGUUAUCACCAAAAACUAUAAUUCUUAUAUUUAGUUUACACGUUAAUGGCUUUUAUUAAUAAAUUUGGCAUAACGUAGGAAUUGUUACCUCGUUAAUUCACGUUUCACAUUUAAAAGUUGUUGUCAGUUGAAAUGGGCCAAAAAAUUGCAUAAUAACUAUUCCGACUUUAUGCCAUGUUUUAUUAACUAACUAGGGCCUAUAGGUAUAGUACACAUAUAUUUGUAUACUAUUUUAAGUUCUUUUUUUAAUUCAAUGACAAACUCUGACGAAAUAUUUAAUGCAAUAAACUAAAUUGGAGUAAUUGCUUAAAUGAUAAGCUGUUGUGCCGUGCUUGAAAGAUCUUUGAUCAUUCCGAAUAAUAUAUUGUUCACUUUUGUGUUUCGUUUAUGUUUCAAUAAUUUAUUAUAAAGAUUUAUUUAAAUGUUUUUGGUUAAAUAAAUUUAGAA